AUGGCGAGAGCGGGGUCCCCGGGCUGCGGGACGAAGCGGGGUGGCCUGGCUGGAAGGCUGCUGCAGCGGCAGGUGGUUGGCCUGGGGUCCGGAUUGCUGAGACCAUCUAACUGCUGGGGAGGCCGCGUCCUUGAAGAUGAUUGAUUUCCCCUCACCGUGUUUCAUUUUUCUCUCCUAGCUUAUGUUCCCGAGGAAGAACUAAAGGCAGCAGAGAUAGAUGAAGAAGCCGUGGAGGAGGAUGGGCUGUCCCUGGACGUCCAGGACGGCGAGUACGUGUGCAACGAGGAAGCGGAGAUCAAAGAAGCCCAGAGCUACCAGAACUCCCCGGUCAGCACCGCGACGAAUCAGGACGCGGGCUACGGGUCCCCUUUCAGUGAGAACAGCGACCAGCUGGUCCAUUUCAAGAGCUCUUCCUCCAGAGAGGGCAAAGAGGAUCCGCAGGGCCCGGACGGCGUCUCCUACCCCCAGGACAGCUUGGCACAGAUCAAGGCUGUGUAUGCCAACCUGUUCUCCGAGUCCUGCUGGUCCAGCCUCGCCUUGGACUUGAAGAAGUCCGGUUCGACCACCAGCAGCAACGAUGUGGGCCCGAAGGAGAGCUCCACCCCCACGCCCACGCCCCCCACCAGCACGGCGGGGCCCACGGGCACCACCGCGAGCACCCCCAGCUCGGGCUCGGGCUCGGGCUCGGGCACCGGAGGCAGCGGCGGCUCGGGCUACGACUGGCACCAGGCCGCGCUGGCCAAGACGCUGCAGCAGACGUCCUCCUACGGGCUGCUCCCCGAGCCCAGCCUCUUCAGCACCGUGCAGCUCUACAGGCAGAACAACAAGCUCUACGGGUCCGUGUUCACGGGCGCCAGCAAGUUCCGCUGCCGGGACUGCAGCGCCGCCUACGACACGCUGGUGGAGCUGACGGUGCACAUGAACGAGACGGGGCACUACCGCGACGACAACCGGGACAAGGACUCCGAGAAGACCAAGCGGUGGUCCAAGCCCAGGAAGCGCUCGCUGAUGGAGAUGGAAGGCAAGGAGGACGCGCAGAAGGUGCUCAAGUGCAUGUACUGCGGCCACUCCUUCGAGUCGCUGCAGGACCUGAGCGUCCACAUGAUCAAGACCAAGCAUUACCAGAAAGUGCCUCUGAAGGAGCCAGUACCAGCCAUCGCCAAACUGGUCCCUUCCACCAAGAAGCGCGCUCUGCAGGACCUGGUGUCGCCGUGCUCUCCCGAGCCGGCGGGGCUGGCCGCCGACGCGGCGCUGGGCGAGUCGGCCAAGGACCAGAAGGCCGCCAACCCCUACGUGACGCCCAACAACCGCUACGGCUACCAGAACGGCGCCAGCUACACCUGGCAGUUCGAGGCCCGCAAGGCGCAGAUCCUCAAGUGCAUGGAGUGCGGCAGCUCCCACGACACCCUGCAGCAGCUCACUGCCCACAUGAUGGUCACCGGCCACUUCCUCAAGGUGACCACCUCGGCCUCCAAGAAGGGGAAGCAGCUGGCGCUGGACCCCGUGGUGGAAGAGAAGAUCCAGUCCAUCCCUUUGCCGCCCACCACGCACACCCGGCUGCCCGCCUCCCACGUCAAGAAGCAGCCCGACUCUCCCGCGGCGUCCUCGCCCGCCGAGGAGAAGAAGGAGCCCGAGCGGGAGAAGGCGCCGGCGGCCGGCGAGGCGGAGAAGAAGGUCAAGGAGGAGAGCCAGGACGCGGCCGAGAAGUUCGAGCCCACCGCCCUGUAUCGGUACCUGCGCGAGGAGGACCUGGACGACAGCCCCAAGGGCGGGGUGGACAUCCUCAAGUCCCUGGAGAACACGGUGUCCACGGCCAUCAGCAAAGCCCAGAACGGCGCACCCUCGUGGGGCGGCUACCCCAGCAUCCACGCGGCCUACCAGCUGCCCGGCACCGUGAAGCCGCUGCCGGCCGUGCAGAGCGUGCAGAUGCAGCCGUCCUACGCGGGGGGCGUGAAGUCACUGUCAUCGGAGCACAGCGCGCUCCUGCACUCCCCGGGGAGCCUCACGCCCCCGCCGCACAAGAGCAACGUGUCGGCCAUGGAGGAGCUGGUGGAGAAGGUCACCGGCAAGGUCAGCGUGAAGAAGGAGGAGAGGCCCGCCGACCGGGAGAAGGGCUCCCCGGCCAAGGCCGUGUCCCCCGUGGCCAAAGAGAACAAGGACUUCCCUCGAGCGGAGGAGAGCGGCGGCAAAGUCCAGCAGAAGAAGGGCCCCGAGGCGGAGGCGGGGAAGGCCAAAAAGGAGGGCGUGCUGGACGCGCACACCCCAAACGGCACCGAGCCGCUCAGGGCCAAAGUCACCAACGGCUGUAAUAACCUGGGGAUCAUCACGGACCACUCGCCCGAGCCCUCCUUCAUCAACCCGCUGAGCGCGCUGCAGUCCAUCAUGAACACGCACCUGGGCAAGGUGUCCAAGCCCGCGAGCCCCUCGCUGGACCCGCUGGCCAUGCUGUACAAGAUCAGCAACAGCAUGCUGGACAAGCCGGUCUACCCCGCCACCCCCGCCAAGCAGGCCGACGCCAUCGACCGCUACUACUACGAGAACAGCGACCAGCCCAUCGACCUGACCAAGUCCAAGAGCAAGCCCCUGGUCUCCGGCGCGGCCGAGUCCGUGGCGUCGCCUCUCCGGGAGAGCGCCCUCAUGGACAUCUCGGACAUGGUGAAAAACCUCACGGGCCGGCUCACCCCCAAGUCCUCCACCCCCUCCACCGUGUCGGAGAAGUCGGACGCCGACGGCAGCAGCUUCGAGGAAGCGCUGGACGAGCUGUCGCCCGUGCACAAGAGGAAGGGGCGGCAGUCCAACUGGAACCCCCAGCACCUGCUCAUCCUGCAGGCUCAGUUUGCCUCGAGCCUGCGGGAGACGCCGGAAGGGAAGUACAUCAUGGCGGACCUGGGCCCCCAGGAGCGGGUGCACAUCUCCAAGUUCACCGGGCUGUCCAUGACCACCAUCAGCCACUGGCUGGCCAACGUGAAGUACCAGCUGAGGAGGACAGGGGGUACCAAGUUCCUGAAGAACCUGGACACAGGACAUCCUGUUUUCUUUUGCAACGAUUGUGCCUCUCAGUUCAGAACUGCUUCUACGUACAUAAAUCACCUAGAAACACACUUAGGCUUCAGCUUGAAGGAUCUCUCCAAGCUGCCACUAAAUCAGAUUCAAGAACAGCAGAACGUUUCAAAAGUCCUGGCCAACAAGGCUUUGGGCCCGGUAGGGGCCGCCGAGGAUGAUCUGGGCUCCACAUUCCAAUGCAAGCUUUGCAACCGGACUUUUGCGAGCAAGCACGCAGUCAAACUGCACCUUAGUAAGACCCACGGCAAGUCCCCGGAGGACCACCUGAUCUAUGUGACAGAGUUGGAAAAACAGUAG
This is a messenger RNA of Puma concolor (puma), 3360 nucleotides long. Lineage: Eukaryota; Metazoa; Chordata; Mammalia; Carnivora; Felidae. The record is from RefSeq and is a predicted model, not a curated record.